UCCCGGGCGCCGCUUGCCGCCCGCAAAGCAGGCCGGGGCCGGCGGGCGGAACCCUCGGCGCGGGGCCGGUUUCCGUGCGGGCGGCGAGUCGCGCAGCCCCGCCAUGGCGGCGGAGGGAGAGGAUCCGCUGGGCUACUUCGCGGCCUACGGCAGCUCCAGCUCCGACUCGGAGGCCGACGAAGCCUCGGCCGAGGAGCGGCAGGCGGGAGCCGGCGCGGCGGCGGGGAGCAGCCCGGGGAGCCGGCCGAAGCUGCCGCCGCCGGACGAGCUCUUCCGGAAGGUGUCCCAGCCGCCCGCCUUCCUCUACAACCCGCUCAACAAGCAGAUCGACUGGGAGAGCCGCGUCCUGCGGGCGCCCGAGGAGCCGCCCAAGGAGUUUAAGGCGUGGAAGACGAACGCCGUGCCGCCGCCGGAGGUGUACAGCCCGCCCGAGAAGAAGGCUCCGCCGGUCCCCGCCGUCGACAUGGCCAUCAAGUGGUCCAACAUCUACGAGGACAACGGUGACGACGCGCCGCGGCCCGCCGGCAGGGCCAGGUUCCUGCCCGAGGAGGAGGAGGAGCACGCGGUGUCAGAUGAUGAAAAAGAUGAUGAACCAGCUUAUGCUAAGAAACGGAAACUAGACUCCGGGGAGAAGACAAAGAGGAAGAAGAACUUGCAGAAAUAAGGCUGGCACAUGGAGGUCACCCAGUCUACCUGCCCGAUUUCCCAUGGGAGUCUCUGCUGGAAAACGGUGCUUCCCUGGAAGGCAGCAAUGCAGUGAACACUAUCACCUCUUAAAGUUUUGUCAAAUUAGUAGAUUAAUGAUUUGGUAGGAGUCAGCACAAACAUGCAGAGGAACAAGAAAGGUAACACCUUUCUUUUCCACUUUGGGAGGCAUAAAACCCACUGAAGUAACCCUGUGGCUUAUGGACUUAUAUUUACAGAGUGAGGACUCCUAUAUAUAAGCUCAGGUGUAAGUGGCUGAGGAUGACAUUUGGAAUUAUCAGACAUGAUUUAUCUCGGGUUUUUCUCAGUUCUGUAGUUGUAACAUAGCCAAAGAAAAUGUAAUUCCUGUGUCAACUAAAGAUUCUAAGGUCAAUGACAGAAUUUUAGCAAAAGAUACAGCUUCUGAGGGCAUUUUUUGUGGUCAAAACAGCCUACUAAUGCAUAGUAUCUAAAUUUCCUUGGAGCAAGCUUCUGCUGAGGACUGUGUUGCUGUUGUACCUGGAUAAGUAGCCAGGACUGAAUGCAGGUAGGUCUUACAAUUUACUGACAGAGUAGCCCCUAAAAGCAACCUUUUUUCUUCCUGCAGUCUGGAGAAAGAAUGAAGAGAAAUUGCCAUUAUACAAGACAAGAAAUGGAGGUCUUAAGAACUGACAAACUGUAUGUGUUUAGGUUUUUAAUUAGAAGACCUCAUUUAAUUUUUCACAGGAUUUUUGGCUCCAUACAAAGCUGGAAGUUAAUUAUUUUGUUUGCUGUGGAAACACCUAAUGUGAUGAGAUGUGCUUAAAGGCAAAGGUCACCAUGAGUUGAAUGUACCUCCUAUAGCUCCAUGCAUACAUGGUCUACUGCUGGAUGUGAUACAGGUGCGUCACUGAGUGCUCUGAAAUUCAGCCUUCAGCAGGCAACGUGGAGGACCUCAAACAAAGCAGUCAUUUUUACACAGGGAAUCUUAUGCAAACCUUGGUUUCGUUUUUUUUUCUCAUUCUGCAAAUGUCCCACACAUUUUUAUAGUGCUCCACAGAAAUCCUCCUGAAAAGCUAUAACAUUUAGUAACAGAUAGAUUUACUUAGGAAUUAGUUCUAUAGCAUUUUUCAUUGGUGCUGUUUGUAUCAUACUCAAGCGUUAAGGACAGAAAUAAAAGCU
This is a messenger RNA of Phasianus colchicus (ring-necked pheasant), 1845 nucleotides long. RefSeq names its product chromosome 9 C1orf52 homolog (gene C9H1orf52). Lineage: Eukaryota; Metazoa; Chordata; Aves; Galliformes; Phasianidae. The record is from RefSeq and is a predicted model, not a curated record.